AUGAAUCAUAUUGGAAGUCCGGCUCUCAUUCCUUUCGGGAUGGGAAGUGGGGAAAUAGGGUUCUUCUUUCCACCCGGUUUCGGGACACCGGACGUCACAACUAGAAGUCCCCCUAAAGACAUCCCAUGUAACAGCUCAGCCGUCUCCUGCAGCGGCCGUUGUGGUGACGACGUCCACAUCCCGUGUUCCUGUGAUGAUGAUUGCCAGACGUACGAAGACUGUUGUCAUGACUUCAAGGACGUGUGUAACCCGUCGUCAGAACCCCUUCCUCUCUCCAUGAUCCGCAACAGCGACUGUUUUGAGACAGACACUGGCCUUGAGAGGUUCAUCAACAGGUGUCCGCCAGGCUACUCGAAUGCAACCAUACGAGACAAGUGCCACAACGAUGGCUGGGACGCUGCCAGCACUGUUGAUCGCAUCCCUGUAACGGAUAAAGCAACCGGCUUGAAUUAUCGGAACAUCUUCUGUGCAGUAUGCAAUGGUGCGAAAUCCCCGAGAGGAUGGGAGGCCCGAGUGUUAUGUGCAGUCUUUCCCGCCGUCUUUGAUACAUUGGUUGCCCGGAUAAGAGCUGGCCUAUGCGAGAUCAGAGUAGAGAGACCCACAGAUGUUGGAGGACGGCCUUGUGUGAUGGGAGCCAUACAGUCAUGUCCCAACACCAGUUCUACUGAACUCGCACAGGAAUGUUUAGCCUACACUUCCUACAUCAGACCUGUAUCACAGCCGCUGAAGAUUUACGCCAACAUCCAUUGCUACCAGUGUAACAACGACCUGACACCACCAGGGGUUUGCACUGACACGAUAGAAGUCGACCAUCAGAGAAAGGACUUAUUCUUUCAUAAUCAGUUUGACAUGAGUAUUUUGAUAUGGAAUCAAGACAUGAAGGCAUGGGGGUUGGGUUUCACAUCACUAAACAUGCGUCCACUUACGUCCACUCUGAGUGUCUGUGAAUUAGGGGAUGUUAUUACCAGCACAUGUCCUAUUAAGAUAGAGGGGGAAGGUAAGACAGUUAACAUGAUACCAUUCACAGUAGAGAUCAUUUUAUGUUUUGUACCUGGAGAACAAGUUCCUAUACUUGACCCUGAGGUAUUGAACAUUCAUGACGUCCGCACUAGUAUUUACAACGUAAGUACAGUAUCUGACUUUGUAAUCCGUGGAUGGUUUAAGCACACGCAUAGAGGCAUAACCGGUGACGGCAAUAGUCUCUUGACACUGAUUGUGUUUGUGUACUUUGAACAAUGUCCAUCAAUGACCGAAAUGGAAUUGAUUGCAGCCUCAAUGUCCAACGGUUUGAGCCCAUACUUUCUUAACAACUAUCCGGACCUCGAGGGGAAGCUCGUACUUCAUUAUGCCAGACAGUUUGCCAUACCAAUUAUAUAUAAAUCUAUCAUACAAUUCAUAAAUUCUGACAAUUUUGUUGACACCGAAUCAUUGAUCAAACCAGUCGAUAAUUACAGGAGUGGUGGUGCUCCGAGCACAACCCGUCGUACAGAUGCAGCAAUCUAUCUGCUCAGCAUGUCUAUUGGAAUAGCUUUAUCACAACUAAUCGAAAUACGAUUCAGCCUAACAGUGCUCAACAUGUGCCCGUUCAUACCAGAAAUGGUGAAUCAUUAACAGCAUAUUGUCCAAAUGAUUCAAAACAUGGAAUAGCCAACAUACGAGUAUGUUGAUAAGGAUAAACUCCCGGAAAACACAGAUGGUGUCAUAUUAGGAUUUUUCUGUACUUCAAUGGGAAUA
Molecule: messenger RNA, 1734 nt
Organism: Haliotis rufescens (red abalone)
Lineage: Eukaryota; Metazoa; Mollusca; Gastropoda; Lepetellida; Haliotidae
Exons: 4
Coding region: 1-1611 (536 amino acids)
Source: RefSeq, a predicted model, not a curated record